Molecule: messenger RNA, 1488 nt
Organism: Branchiostoma floridae (Florida lancelet)
Lineage: Eukaryota; Metazoa; Chordata; Leptocardii; Amphioxiformes; Branchiostomatidae
Exons: 5
Coding region: 118-756 (212 amino acids)
Source: RefSeq, a predicted model, not a curated record
GAAGUAAACUGUACCUUGCGGUGCAAACUUCAUCCAUUCAUCCACAGUCGGAAGACGUUCCAGCUCUGUGAAGACACGGGGGCAGCCAGACUCGAGAAAUCAGAAGGUUCUGCCGCCAUGGGCCGGAAAAGGAAGGCUACAAACGUAAACUCGAGAGCAGCAACUCUCAAAAAAGCCAAGGCCACGACUGGAACAACAACUACUACCACAUCAACAGCUUCUUCCUCUUCCACCACGGCUGUCGCUGCUGGAACUACCGCGCCAACCGUCACCAGUGCCGCCCUGAAGGAGUACCCGUACACCAAGGAUUAUGACAUGAAAGGGCCUGCCAUCCUUUUCUUUCGACGCCUUCAAAGCAAGUAUGGAGGGAAAAAGAGUACCCCAAAGCUACAGGGCGACCUGUGUGAAGAGAUAACGGAGCACAUUGGCGGAGAUGUCGAACCAUGGGACAUCAAAACUGUCUUAAAGUUGAAUGAUCAAGCAGCAGGUGGAAACGACAAAGAAAUAACACUCAGACUCGCCGAUGGUAUCCUCCGCGGCGGACUCCCUCGGUGCCCCAAGUGUUUCGGGGGACGGCUCCGAUAUGGAAGGCCUAAAUGGGAGAUCCGCCCGUACAAGGGUAAGGCCAAGCGAGACUCUCCUCUGAAGGGCCGGGAGCGCUUCCACUGCCCGGGGUACUUUGAUGACGACCAUUACGUCAACUGUACAUUCGAGGCCCUGGACGGGAUUGACAGGCUGCCAUGGAAAUACCCGUGAUUAUAGAAUAAGCGAGUUCACGGGUCAAACUGUGCAUGCACGGCGAAAUGCAUUGUACGUAAUACGGUAAAGUUGAAGGCGCCUAAAAUAUUAACAAAACACGUCUGGACAUGGAAUGGUCGGGGACUUUAACUUUUUUCAACCUAGCCUCCACCUUUGACAUAUAACGCACCAUGUAUCUCAUUGCACAUGAACCCCUUUAUAAGUGAAUAGAUAAAUCGUACCAGAAAUGCUAUUGGUGUUUGAGUAUGAUUUCCUACGAACAAGUAACAACCCAUGGUCAGGCCAUGUUAGUGUGCCCUCUCUUCGUGCAUGAAUUCAAUGGUUCAUAAUAUGCUGUCAUCGUUUUGAUAUCACUGUUAUAAUAUAUUAAUCAGUAACGUGACACGGGAACUCCAAGAUGAGAUAUACCGGGUUACAAAAAAAAAGAGACAGAAAGCAUCUGAAAUGCUCCCAAAGUAACAUAAUUUGUUAUGUGAAAUUGUUCAAGUAUUUCGUCCAAAGUACAUUACUAAGUUGUAUAACAGUAGUAAUAACACAUCCUACAUACAUUUUGGCAUGUUAUCAAGCAACCAGGACAUUUUAAGAUGAAAGGAGAGGCUUUGAAUUUGUUUCUAUUAUGCAUUAAGUGUGUGAUAACUUAGUAACGUAAAUAGAAUUGAUAAAAAGUGGCAUAAAAUAGCUCAAUUAAAAGCUUCUUCAAAGUGGAAGUCCUGUGACGGUCUGUUUCUC